UAAGACUCAUGUCUGGAAGAGGAAAAGGCGGAAAGGGACUCGGUAAAGGAGGCGCGAAGCGUCAUCGCAAAGUGUUGCGUGAUAACAUCCAGGGCAUCACCAAGCCUGCCAUCCGUCGUCUUGCUCGCCGCGGUGGUGUUAAGCGUAUUUCCGGUCUCAUCUACGAGGAGACUCGCGGUGUGUUGAAGGUGUUUCUGGAGAAUGUUAUCCGUGACGCCGUCACCUACACCGAGCACGCCAAGAGAAAGACCGUCACCGCCAUGGACGUCGUGUACGCGCUGAAACGACAGGGACGCACUCUGUACGGCUUCGGAGGUUAAACGCGUUUAUUCUGAAGUAAAACAUUGAACACAACGGCUCUUUUAAGAGCCACCCACUGUCUCACUCGAGGAGAUGAAUUUUUAUAAAAUAAAUCAAGAUUGACGAGAACUCAAACUUUUAGAACUUGUGUUGCACACUUCUUUCGCUCGAAUAAGAAACACAAUCAUCAUGACGUAACUAUAAACGUCAGCACGUGCAAUGUAUCGUGAAUAACGUGUAAUAGGGUUAAAUGCUUUCUGGACGAAAUCUUUGACGGACUGUGAUGACACGAUGACGUACUUUCACUUUAAAACAAGACUUAUGAAACCCAACUGCUCUUCUAAAAGCCACUUUAUCACUCGAGGAGUUUAUAACUUCAGAAGUUAUAUCAUAACAAACGAAAUGUUAUGAAUGUCACGUUUUAUUAUCCCAGAUGCGUUUUGGAGAACCUCAACUGAUGAGAUUAAUCUGUUGUGUUACACACUUCUGGUGCUCGAAAAAGAAUCACAAUCAUCAUCAUCUAACUAUAUAAACAUUAGCUGACCAAAGUUUCUCAAUAACUCAUAAAAGAAUGAAAUACUUUCUGUAUGAACUCUUUAAGUGACUUUUAUGACACGAUGAAGUACAUAAUGUAGAGUUAAUUCAGAUAUAAAGGUUAUUUUUUAUCAAAUUCGAAAAAGAGCGGGAAGAGCAAACA
Messenger RNA from Triplophysa dalaica, 997 nucleotides. RefSeq names its product histone H4. Bases 9 to 320 code for a protein of 103 amino acids. Gene Ontology annotation, molecular function: structural constituent of chromatin; DNA binding; protein heterodimerization activity. Gene Ontology annotation, cellular component: nucleosome. The transcript has a single exon. NCBI's taxonomy places the organism in Eukaryota, Metazoa, Chordata, Actinopteri, Cypriniformes, Nemacheilidae. Gene Ontology annotation, biological process: nucleosome assembly. The record is from RefSeq and is a predicted model, not a curated record.